Molecule: messenger RNA, 626 nt
Organism: Austrofundulus limnaeus
Lineage: Eukaryota; Metazoa; Chordata; Actinopteri; Cyprinodontiformes; Rivulidae
Gene: mrps12
Product: mitochondrial ribosomal protein S12
Exons: 3
Coding region: 165-590 (141 amino acids)
Biological process (GO): translation
Cellular component (GO): ribosome; small ribosomal subunit
Molecular function (GO): structural constituent of ribosome
Source: RefSeq, a predicted model, not a curated record
AGUACAUCCUGUUUGUAGGUUUAUGUUGCUCUAACGUGAUGUCCUUGGUUUAUGCUUUAAAUAAAAAGAUAUUAACUUGAUGUAAUUUUGAACUGUAAACAGUUGUUUUUAAUCCACUGUAGUUUCUGGAUAAUCUGACGUUGUUCUGGAUUUUCUGAGCAGAAAUGUUCUGGAACCUGAGACCAGUGCUGACGUCACUCAUUCAAGCGUCCCAGCUGGCCUGCGCCUGGCCGGGACCCCUCCUCUCCAGGACCAUGACCACCCUCAACCAGCUGCACCGCAGGGGGAAGUACAAACCUAAACCCAAGCCCCUGGGCCCCACGUUCGGCCGCCCUCAGAUCAAAGGUGUGGUCCUGAAGACCAUGAACAGGAAACCCAAGAAGCCCAACUCUGCCAACAGGAAGUGCGCUCGCGUGCGUCUGUCCAAUGGGAAGGAGGUGGUGGUGUUCAUCCCCGGGGAGGGACACAACCUGCAGGAGCACAACGUGGUCCUGGUUCAGGGCGGGAGGACCCAGGACCUCCCUGGGGUCAAGCUGACCGUGGUCAGAGGCAAAUAUGACUGUGGUCACGUGGUGAAGAAGAAAAAGUAGCUCCUGUGUGUGUGUGUGUGUGUGUGUGUGUGUGUG